Messenger RNA from Malaclemys terrapin pileata, 9991 nucleotides. It is a transcript of the gene CREBBP, whose product is annotated as CREB binding protein. Bases 339 to 7730 code for a protein of 2463 amino acids. The transcript has 31 exons. The record is from RefSeq and is a predicted model, not a curated record. Gene Ontology annotation, biological process: positive regulation of transcription by RNA polymerase II. Gene Ontology annotation, molecular function: transcription coactivator activity; zinc ion binding; chromatin DNA binding. NCBI's taxonomy places the organism in Eukaryota, Metazoa, Chordata, Testudines, Emydidae. Gene Ontology annotation, cellular component: histone acetyltransferase complex; transcription regulator complex; nucleus.
GAGUGACUGACUGAGCCGCCAUCCGGGCACCUCCUCGCUCGGCAGGGAGGGGGAGCGGCCGGGAGGAGCGAGCCAGGCAGGGAGGGGGCGCUGGGCUCUCUCCCUACCCCGCCCCGAGCCCUCCUCCCUGCGGCCUGCUGCGGCGGCGGCCCGGCCCGGGCAUGGGGCAGCGGGGGCCGCCGCCGGCCGAGCACUGAGCGGCGCUGUUGCUCGGCCGAGUUUUCCCAGGCGCUCCGCGCGGAGUCUCUGUUGGCUGCUGCCCGAGGCCGGGAGCGCAGGAUCCGGGCGGCCCCGGCGGGCGGCGCGGGGCUGGAGCUGUGACCGCCGAGCCGGCUACCAUGGCGGAGAACUUACUGGACGGGCCGCCCAACCCCAAGCGAGCCAAGCUCAACUCGCCGGGCUUCUCCGCCAGCGACAGCACAGAUUUUGGAUCUCUGUUUGACUUGGAAAAUGAUCUUCCUGAUGAGCUGAUUCCCAAUGGAGAGUUAAGCCUUCUAAACAGCAGUGGGAAUCUUGUUCCUGAUGCAGCUUCCAAACACAAACAACUUUCUGAACUUCUAAGGGGAAAUGGUAGCUCUACCCUAAAUCCUGGAAUUGGAAAUGUGAACUCAAAUAGCCCUGUCCAGCAAGGAGUUGGUAGCCAAGUCCAAGGGCAGCCGAAUAGUGCUAACAUUAGUAAUCUGGGUGCUCUGGGUAAGAGCCCUUUAAACCAGGGAGACUCUUCUGCUUCAAGCCUGGCAAAGCAGGCAGCCAGCACCUCUGGACCUACCACACCUGCAUCACAAGCACUGAACUCUCAAGCACAAAAACAAGUGGGGAUGGUGACAAGCAGCCCUGCAACAUCACAGACUGGACCUGGGAUAUGUAUGAAUGCUAAUUUCAGUCAGACUCACCAGGGCCUUCUCAACAGUAACUCUGGCCACAAUUUAAUGAAUCAGCCUCAGCAAGGACAAGGGCAGGUAAUGAAUGGAUCUCUUGGGGCAGCUGGAAGAGGAAGGGGAGCAGGAAUGCAAUAUUCUGCUCCUUCCAUGCAAGGGAAUGCAGGCAGUGUGCUGGCAGAGACUUUAACCCAAGUAUCACCACAGAUGGCUGGUCACACAGGCCUGAACACAGCACAGACAGGAGCAAUGGCAAAAAUGGGAAUGACAGGUAACACUAGUCCCUUUGGGCAGCCCUUUAGUCAAGCUGGAGGGCAGCAGCUGGGAGCUACAGGCGUGAACCCUCAGUUACCAAACAAGCCAGGCAUGGCAAAUAAUUUGCCUCCCUUUCCUACUGACAUCAAGAGUACUUCAGUUACCAGUGUGCCAAAUAUGUCACAGAUGCAAACCCAGGUACAGCAGGUGGGCAUUGUACCAACACAAGCAAUGGCGGCUGGACCAACAGCAGAUCCUGAGAAACGCAAACUGAUACAGCAGCAACUGGUUCUACUGCUUCAUGCCCACAAAUGUCAGAGACGAGAGCAAGCAAAUGGAGAGGUGCGAGCCUGUGCUCUCCCACACUGUCGAACCAUGAAGAAUGUCCUCAAUCACAUGACACAUUGUCAAGCUGGGAAAGCCUGUCAAGUUGCUCAUUGUGCAUCUUCACGACAAAUCAUCUCUCACUGGAAGAAUUGUACUCGGCAUGAUUGUCCUGUGUGUCUCCCUUUGAAAAAUGCCAGUGACAAAAGAAACCAACAACCCCUUCUAGGGUCUCCAGCUGGUGGAAUCCAGAAUUCUAUUGGCUCUGUUGGAACAGGCCAACAGACUACUCCUUCAUUAAGUAAUCCUAAUCCGAUUGACCCCAGCUCCAUGCAGCGAGCCUAUGCUGCUCUUGGACUGCCAUAUGGCAACCAGCCACAGACACAGUUGCAGCCACAGGUACAAGGCCAACAACCAGCACAGCCUCAAGCUCACCAGCAAAUGAGGACCAUAAAUCCAUUAGGAGCUAACCAGAUGAACCUUUCUGCAGGAGGGAUAACAGACCAGCAAGCUAGUCUAAUCUCAGAAACUGCUCUUCCAACAUCCCUGGGGACAACGAAUCCACUAAUGAAUGAUGGCACAAAUUCUGGCAAUGUUGGAAACCUCAGCUCGUUGCCAACAGCUGCACCUCCUUCCAGUACGGGGGUAAGGAAAGCAUGGCAUGAACAUGUCACUCAAGACCUACGCAAUCACUUAGUCCAUAAACUCGUCCAAGCCAUCUUUCCCACUCCUGACCCAGCAGCACUGAAGGAUCGCCGCAUGGAGAAUUUGGUGGCUUAUGCCAGGAAAGUGGAAGGGGAUAUGUAUGAAUCUGCUAACAGUAGGGAUGAAUACUAUCAUUUAUUAGCAGAGAAAAUCUAUAAGAUACAAAAGGAACUAGAAGAGAAACGGAGGUCUCGUUUACAUAAACAAGGGAUCUUGGGUAACCAGCCAGCCUUACAGACCCCAGGGGCUCAGCCACCUGGUAUCCCACAGGUGGCUGCUGCCAUGGGCCAGGCACAGCCCGUGAGACCUCCCAAUGGGCCUAUGUCCAUGCCAAAUGUGCCUAUGAGUCGUAUGCAGGUCUCUCAAGGAAUGAAUCAGUUUAACCCCAUGUCCCUAGGGAAUGUACAGAUGCCACAGGCACCCAUGGGACCCCGUGCAGCUUCUCCAAUGAACCAUCCUGUACAAAUGAACAACAUGAGCUCUGUUCCAGCGAUGGCAAUGUCUCCUUCCCGAAUGCCUCAGCCACAAAACAUGAUGGGAGCACAUUCCAGUACUAUGAUGGGUCAGGCUCCUACCCAAAACCAGUUCCUCCCUCAGAAUCAGUUCCCAUCAUCAAGUGGGGCUCUGAAUGUGAACAAUGUAAGCAUGGGUCAAUCGACAACCCAGACAGGAGUUUCACAGCAGGGGCAGGUUCCCAGUGCUGCUAUUCCGAACUCCAUGAAUAUGCUAGGACCACAGAAUGGUCAGCUAUCAUGUCCACCAGCGACCCAGCCACCUCUACAUCAGACUGCACCUCCUGUAUCCAAUGCAGCUGGCAAGCCACCUAUCCAACACCAAACCCCACCUGGAAUGACUCCUCCUCAGCCAGCAGCACCUACUCAGCCAUCCACACCAGUCUCCUCUUCAGGACAGACUCCUACACCAACACCUGGCUCUGUUCCAAAUGCAACACAGACACAGAGUACACCUACAGGACAAACUGCAGCACAGGCUCAAGUUACACCACAACCUCAGACUCCAGUACAACCCCAGUCUGUGCCAACCCCACAACCAUCUCAGCAACAGCCAACAUCUGUGCAGGCACAGCCUCCUGGCACUCCAUUAUCCCAGGCAGCAGCUAGUAUUGAUAACAGAGUGCCCACCCCCGGCUCAGUUGCCAGUGCCGAUAUCAACUCCCAGCAACUGGGACCUGAGGCACCAAUGCUAGAAAGCAAACCAGAGAUUAAAAAUGAAGAAAUUGAGCCAGAGCCUUGUGAAACACAAGUGGAACCUAAGACUGAGCUGGAGGAGGAUUUACAAGGAUCUUGCCAAGUGAAAGAAGAAAUAGAUGUGGCAGAGUCGAAACAGGAGCCAAUGGAGGUAGAAGAAAAGAAACUUGAUAUCAAGGUAGAACCUAAAGAGGAAGAGGACAGUGGCACUAAUGGCACCACUUCACAAUCUACAUCACCAUCUCAGCCCCGUAAAAAGAUCUUUAAACCUGAAGAGCUGCGCCAGGCUCUCAUGCCUACCCUUGAAGCAUUGUACCGGCAGGACCCAGAGUCCCUUCCUUUCAGACAGCCUGUGGAUCCUCAGCUCCUAGGGAUUCCAGACUACUUUGACAUUGUGAAGAAUCCUAUGGACCUUUCCACCAUUAAACGUAAAUUGGAUACUGGGCAAUACCAAGAGCCGUGGCAGUAUGUGGAUGACGUUUGGCUAAUGUUUAACAAUGCCUGGCUUUACAAUCGCAAGACUUCCAGGGUCUAUAAGUUUUGCACUAAACUCGCAGAGGUCUUUGAACAAGAGAUUGACCCUGUCAUGCAGUCACUUGGAUACUGUUGUGGACGCAAGUAUGAGUUUUCUCCGCAGACCUUGUGCUGCUACGGGAAGCAGCUGUGUACUAUUCCCCGUGAUGCUGCCUAUUACAGUUACCAGAAUAGGUAUCACUUCUGUGAGAAGUGUUUCACUGAAAUCCAGGGGGAGAAUGUUACCCUGGGUGAUGACCCUUCACAGCCUCAAACAACAAUCUCAAAAGAUCAGUUUGAAAAGAAGAAAAAUGAUACACUAGAUCCAGAGCCCUUUGUUGAUUGCAAAGAAUGUGGUCGGAAGAUGCACCAGAUUUGUGUGCUACAUUAUGAUAUUAUUUGGCCUUCAGGCUUUGUCUGUGACAAUUGUCUGAAGAAAACUGGUAGAACACGUAAAGAGAACAAAUUCAGUGCUAAGAGGCUUCAGACUACUCGUUUAGGAAAUCAUUUGGAAGAUCGAGUAAACAAGUUUUUGCGGCGACAGAAUCAUCCUGAAGCUGGGGAAGUUUUUGUCAGAGUGGUAGCCAGUUCAGAUAAGACAGUAGAAGUAAAACCAGGAAUGAAAUCCAGGUUUGUGGAUUCUGGUGAAAUGUCAGAGUCCUUCCCUUACCGAACCAAAGCUCUGUUUGCUUUCGAGGAGAUAGAUGGAGUGGAUGUGUGCUUCUUUGGCAUGCAUGUACAGGAGUAUGGCUCUGACUGCCCACCUCCAAAUACCAGGCGUGUGUACAUAUCGUAUCUAGAUAGUAUUCAUUUCUUCCGACCCCGCUGCCUCCGAACUGCCGUUUAUCAUGAAAUCCUUAUUGGAUAUCUGGAGUACGUGAAGAAACUUGGGUAUGUGACAGGUCACAUUUGGGCCUGUCCCCCAAGUGAAGGAGAUGACUAUAUUUUCCAUUGCCAUCCCCCUGAUCAGAAAAUACCAAAACCCAAACGCUUGCAAGAGUGGUAUAAGAAGAUGUUGGACAAGGCAUUUGCUGAGAGGAUCAUUCAUGACUACAAGGAUAUCUUCAAACAAGCAACUGAGGACAGGCUGACAAGUGCCAAGGAGCUGCCUUACUUUGAAGGUGAUUUCUGGCCAAAUGUGCUGGAAGAGAGCAUUAAGGAACUGGAACAGGAAGAGGAGGAGAGGAAAAAGGAGGAAAGUACGGCAGCUUGUGAAACAACAGAGGGGAGCCAGAGUGACAGCAAGAAUGCCAAGAAAAAGAACAACAAAAAAACCAACAAGAAUAAGAGCAGCAUCAGUAGAGCUAACAAAAAGAAACCCAGCAUGCCAAAUGUGUCCAAUGAUCUGUCCCAGAAACUCUAUGCCACCAUGGAAAAGCAUAAAGAGGUCUUUUUUGUGAUUCACUUACAUGCUGGACCUGUAAUAAACACCCUGCCUCCCAUUGUGGACCCUGAUCCAUUACUUAGCUGUGAUUUGAUGGAUGGACGAGAUGCCUUCCUUACCUUAGCAAGAGAUAAGCACUGGGAGUUCUCCUCAUUACGCCGAUCCAAGUGGUCCACAUUGUGCAUGCUUGUAGAACUACAUACUCAAGGGCAGGACCGUUUUGUCUAUACGUGCAAUGAGUGCAAGCACCAUGUGGAAACAAGGUGGCAUUGUACUGUCUGUGAGGACUACGAUCUUUGCAUUAACUGCUACAACACUAAGAGCCACGACCACAAGAUGGUUAAAUGGGGCCUGGGUCUGGAUGAUGAGAGCAACAGCCAAGGAGAGCAACAGUCAAAGAGCCCCCAGGAAUCGCGGCGACUAAGCAUCCAGCGCUGCAUCCAGUCCCUGGUCCAUGCCUGUCAGUGCCGCAAUGCAAACUGCUCAUUACCAUCCUGCCAGAAAAUGAAACGGGUUGUUCAGCAUACCAAGGGCUGCAAGCGUAAGACAAAUGGUGGCUGUCCUGUAUGCAAACAGCUAAUUGCUCUUUGCUGCUACCAUGCCAAACACUGCCAAGAGAACAAAUGCCCUGUGCCAUUCUGUCUCAAUAUUAAACACAAGCUCCGGCAGCAGCAGAUUCAGCACCGCCUCCAACAAGCUCAGUUAAUGCGCCGAAGGAUGGCUACCAUGAACACCCGAAACGUGCCUCAGCAAAGUUUGCCUUCUCCUACCUCAGCAACGCCUGGUACUCCCACGCAGCAGCCAAGUACGCCACAAACGCCACAGCCGCCUCCUCAACCCCAGCCCUCCCCUGUAAGUAUGUCACCAGCUGGCUUCCCCAGUGCAACAAGAACUCAACCCCCUACUACUGUUCCAACAGGAAAACCUACAAACCAGGUGGCAGCACCUCCACCUCCUGCCCAGCCUCCCCCAGCUGCUGUGGAAGCAGCUCGGCAGAUUGAGAGAGAAGCUGCCCAGCAGCAGCAGCAACUCUACAGGGUCAACACCAUAAACAAUGGUUUACCUCCUGGCCGUCCAGGAAUAGUAAACCCAGCAGUGGGUUCAGUGAACCAGAUGCAGCAGGUUGGCAUGAAUGUACCCCGGCCUAACCCCGUAAGUGGUCCAGUAAUGUCCAACAUGCAACCUGGACAAUGGCAAUCAUCUCCAAUGCCACAGCAGCAAACAAUGCAGCCGGGAAUGCCGAGGCCUGUUAUGCCAAUGCCGCCACAGCAAACUGUAGCUGUGCCAAGAAUGCCAGGUGUGCAACAGCCACCGCGCAGCAUUGCACCGAAUGCACUUCAGGACUUAUUGCGGACCUUGAAAUCACCUAGCUCUCCACAGCAGCAACAGCAGGUUCUUAAUAUCCUCAAAUCCAACCCUCAGCUUAUGGCAGCUUUUAUAAAGCAAAGAACAGCCAAAUAUGUGGCAAAUCAGCCUGGGAUGCAACCACAAGCAGGCAUACAGCCUCAGCCUGGGAUGCAGCAAUCUCAGACUGGGAUGCAGCAGCAAGGUAUGCACGCACAGCCUAGCUUGCAGACCAUAAGUGCAAUGCAAGCAGGAGUCCAGAGACCGAGUGUUCCUCCUCAGCAGCAGGGAAUAGGUGGCAUGAAUCCCCAGGGGCAAGCGAUAAACAUUAUGAACCCUGGACACAAUCCUGGCAUGGCAAAUAUGAGUCCACAGUAUAGAGAGAUAUUGAGGAGGCAAUUACUACAGCAGCAGCAACAGCAGCAGCAACAACAACAACAACAAGGAAGUGCUGGCAUGGCAGGAGGGAUGGCAGGGCAUAAUCAGUUUCAGCAGCCUCAAGGACCUGGAGGUUAUCCUCAAGCCAUGCAACAGCAACGAAUGCAGCAGCAUAUAUCAAUACAGGGGGGGUCCAUGGGACAGAUGGCUCAGAUGGGACAGCUGAAUCAGAUGGGCCAACCUGGCAUGGGGGCAGAUGGCACCUCCAACAUUCAGCAAGCACUGCAGCAAAGGAUUCUGCAACAGCAACAGAUGAAACAGCAGAUAGGGUCCCCAGGCCAGCCUAAUCCCAUGAGCCCCCAGCAGCAUAUGCUCUCAGGACAACCACAGGCAUCUCAUCUCCCCGGCCAGCAGAUUGCCACGUCCCUCAGCAACCAGGUGCGAUCUCCAGCACCUGUUCAAUCUCCCCGGCCCCAAUCCCAACCACCACAUUCCAGCCCGUCACCAAGGAUACAGCCCCAACCGUCACCUCAUCAUGUCUCUCCCCAGACUGGUUCCCCCCACCCAGGACUUGCAGUUACUAUGGCUAGCUCCAUGGAUCAGGGACACUUGGGCAACCCAGAACAGAGUGCAAUGCUUCCACAGUUAAACACCCCAAACAGGAGUGCAUUGUCUAACGAAUUGUCUCUGGUUGGUGAUACUACAGGAGACACACUAGAAAAAUUUGUGGAGGGUUUGUAGCAUUAUAGGAGCAUCACUUUUUUCCUUUCGUGUUCCUGGACAUUUUGUACUGAAAAUUCAGACAUCUAGGUUGUUUUGAAUCCUAGAUGGAACUGCUACUUCCUACGCAUGGAAGAAUGAAUUGCUGUUUAAAAAAACAAUACAAAGAAUAUAUUUUUUGUUAAAGCCAGGCGGUUAACAUAUCUGGUCUCUUUUGUGGGGUUUUUUGUUUUUGUUUUUUUGGGUUUUUAUUUUUUUUGUUCCUGUUGACUCAUACCUUUUUUUUAAUGGGAAAACAAGUUCAUUAUAUUCAUAUUUUUAUUUGUAUUUUCAAGACUUUAAACAUUUGUGUUUAAAAGCGAAGAAAAAUAAUAUUCAGAAACUGUUUCCUGAAAAAUGCAACAUUAUAAUGUAUCCCGAUAACUUUGACAUGUUGCGGGAAGAUUUUUUUCUAUAGUGAACUCUGCAGGCAUUUGAAGUAUUACCCCUGGAAAAAAUAGGAAUUGACUCUUGCACACACAAAUACACACAUUGGCUAAUGCCAAAAUCCUUGUCUUGCAGAUGUAGAAAUUGUUGCUUUGUUUCUCUGAUAAAACUGGUUUUAGAUGAAAAAAAAAUAGGGAUGAUCACUCUUAGACCAUGCUGAUUUCAAUAGAGAAGAAGCAUUCUUUUCUUUCAUUCUUUCUUCUAUGUGAAACUUGAAAUGAGGAAAGCAAUUCUAGUGUAAAUCAUGCAAGCUCUAUAAUUACUAUAAAUAAGAAAAUCCAAGAAGAUUCAAUCACUGUAUAGAAUGGUAAAAAAAACAAAAAAAACCUCAUUUCUUACUUAUAUAUCAUAUUGUUAAAUAAACUGUGUGCAACAGACAAAAAGGGUGGUCCUUCUUGAAUUCAUGUACAUGGUAUUAACACUUAGUGUUUGGGGUUUUUUGUUAUGAAAAUGCUGUUUUCAACAUUGUAUUUGGACUAUGCAUGUCUUUUUUCCAUUGUAUAUAAAGUAUUGCUUAAAAUUGAUAUAAAUUACUGAAGUUUUUAACAUGUAUUCUGUUCUUUAAAAUCCAUGUAAGAAUGUUUAAGGUUUUUAUUUAUUUAUAUAUUUUUGGGAUCAUGUUCUUUGUAAGACAUGGCUAUGAAUAUUCACUCAUUACACAGAAGCAGCCAGUGGCAUUGAUAGGCGAGGCACGAUACAAGGAGUACUGUCAGUAGCAUGUCUGUUUUACCACACCCUUUAUCGAUUGUUUCCUUUUUGGGGAAGGGGAGAGGAAGAGAAUCUGUUCCCCAUACAUUUAAUACUUACAGGCAUUCAUCCAGAAGGGUUAACUGGAAUAAAUUAUUAACAGACGUUGCUUUUUUAAAAUGCAUUGAAUUUAGAGAAGGAUCACCAUUGGAAGAGAGAGAGAAAGUACUGAGUUAAUUCUAGGCUAAUUUAUUUAGUCUAUAGCAAAAUAUGAACAUAAUAUGAACCUAUUGACUUUAACACUAUUUUUCUGCUGUUAACUCCAAGUCUAGAUUUGAGGGUUUUCUGUGGAAUAAAAAUAACUAAUCAUGUACGUGUUCCCUCUAAUAUCCUGUCGUCAUGCCCUGAUGUUCAUGGGCACAGUCCACCACCCAGUAAAUUACUUUCUUUCUGAAUUUAAAACUGAGGAAACUCUCCAGGUUUAGGAUGUGAAAGUUAAAUCCACCGUUAGCCUAGGAUUACAACACCUUAAAUUUUAGUCAUGUGGUUUGUGAACUUCAAAGGGGAUUUGCAGCAAAUCUAGAAGAAUACCCCCUAACCCAUGGUCUGGUGUUGCUCCGGUUGGGAGCAUCUGGCUUGCUUGGCUUUUUACAUGAAGUUAACACUUCCUCCAGUAUUACAUUUUUUUUUAUUGGGACAGUGUUUUAAGGAAAAAAAGCAAAUGUAUUAACUUCUGGAAGUGGAAGAACUUUUUGCCCCAUACUGUGAAAAUAGUAGUGCACCACAGCACUGCUUAAUCUUUUUUAAACUGUAGAGGGUCUCUGCUUAACUUCUUCUGCAAAUCUAAACUGUUGUACCAACAUCACCAUCUUUGGACUCACCUUCCCGUGCAACUAUCUUCAGCAAUCAAGAUGUCAAAAUUCUGGGCUGGGGUGAGGUCACUGAACACUAACCCAGAGCUUGUCCAAAGGAAAUUGUUGUAAAAAGGAUGGAAAGCCCUGAUGCUGUGUCUCAUGCUGUAUACAUAAAAGGAGAAAAAUACUAUAUUUGUGAUCAAAAAGAGGAAACUUGAAAUGUGCUGGUGUUUCUAAUAAAAGCUGGUAAAACUG